Acipenser ruthenus (sterlet) is the source of this 4151-nucleotide messenger RNA. RefSeq names its product 3-phosphoinositide-dependent protein kinase 1-like. Lineage: Eukaryota; Metazoa; Chordata; Actinopteri; Acipenseriformes; Acipenseridae. Gene Ontology annotation, molecular function: protein serine/threonine kinase activity; ATP binding. The record is from RefSeq and is a predicted model, not a curated record. The coding region runs from base 269 to 1978 and encodes 569 amino acids. Gene Ontology annotation, biological process: intracellular signal transduction; peptidyl-serine phosphorylation. The transcript has 14 exons.
UAAGCAGAGGGAGAGAGAAGAGUGACGGUGCAGCAUUUUUUGAGACUGGUCCCGAAAAGCUGCCUCCAUCCUGAUUGACGUUGGACGACUCCAACAAAGUAACGGCGUCCAAUGGAAAGGGGUGGUUUCGGGGAAGCGCUCCUCGCCACUCGGCUGCGCUAACAUUGUUGUGGCGUGACGUCACCGCUAGAAGAUGAAGGCGGAGAGGCGGCCAUUACUGGAGGUUCUGUAAUUAUAAAAUUCAAGUAAAUACUGGCGGAAAGCUUCCAUGGCAAGAACCACUAAUCAGAUUUAUGAUGCUGUUCCCAUUCAGUCCAGUGUUGUUAUUUGUUCCUGCCCAUCUCCAUCAAUGGUAAGAAAUCAGUCGGAUUCCAGAUCGCCGCUUGCUAUAGCAGGCGUAAGCAGCAGCAGCCACAGCCACAACCACGGGCCCACCAUGGAAGGCACGGCAGCCGAAACAAGGUCCACGUCUCAAACCUCCGAACAAAGUUCAGAACAGCGGCAACAAUCAAUACGCCAGCUUGCGCAGCCACGGAAAAAAAGGCCUGAAGAUUUUAGAUUUGGGAAAAUUUUAGGGGAAGGUUCUUUCUCGACCGUUGUACUGGCAAGGGAACAAUCCACGGGAAAGGAAUAUGCAAUUAAAAUUCUGGAAAAACGUCAUAUCAUGAAGGAGAACAAGGCACAAUACGUGAAGAGAGAGAGAGAUGUCAUGUCUCAUCUGGAUCAUCCAUUCUUUGUAAAACUUUACUUCACAUUUCAAGAUGAAGAAAAGCUGUACUUUGGCCUUAGCUAUGCUAAAAAUGGGGAGCUGCUAAAAUACAUUCGCAAAAUAGGCUCGUUUGACGAGACCUGUACGAGGUUCUACGCUGCUGAAAUUGUUUGCGCGCUAGAAUAUUUACAUCAGAAGGGGAUUAUUCACAGGGACCUUAAACCAGAGAACAUUUUACUAAAUGAGGAGAUGCACAUUCAAAUUACAGAUUUUGGAACAGCAAAACAAUUAUCUUCAGAUAGCAAACAAGCAAGGGCAAAUUCUUUUGUAGGAACAGCACAGUAUGUUUCUCCAGAACUGCUGACAGAGAAAUCUGCCUGCAAAAGCUCUGACCUUUGGGCCCUUGGUUGUAUAAUCUACCAGUUAGUGGCUGGAUUACCACCAUUUAGAGCAGGAAAUGAAUACCUUAUAUUCCAGAAGAUUAUUAAACUGGAGUAUGAAUUUCCAGAAAAAUUCUUUCCUAAAGCAAAGGAUCUCGUGGAACGGCUUUUGUCUUUGGAACCCUCAAAACGUAUAGGAUGUGAUGAGAUGGGGGGGUACGAACCUCUCAAAGCCCAUCCUUUCUUCGAAUCCGUCACAUGGAACAAUCUUCACCUUGAAACCGCACCAAAGCUAACACCCUAUUUACCAGCUAUGUCUGAAGACGACGAGGAUUGCUAUGGAAACUAUGAUGACCUUCUGAGCCAGUUUGGCAGUAUGCAGGUAGCCCAGUCCAGCUCUGCACAGUCUCUGGUCGUCCCAGAGUCCGAGCCACCGAAAAGAUCAAGCAGUAACAUUGAGCAGUAUAUCCACGACCUGGAUAACAACUCCUUCGAACUGGACCUGCAGUUUUCUGACGAGGAGAAACAGCUUUUGCUUGAGAAGCAGACAGGUGGAAAUCAAUGGCACCAGUUUGUAGAAAAUAAUUUAAUACUCAAGAUGGGUCCAGUGGAUAAAAGGAAGGGACUGUUUGCACGUCGGCGCCAGCUGCUUCUCACCGAAGGACCCCAUCUCUACUACGUGGAUCCUGUCAGCAAAGUUCUGAAAGGGGAGAUUCCGUGGUCCCCGGAACUGCGCCCAGAAGCCAAGAAUUUCAAAACAUUUUUUGUUCAUACACCCAACAGGACAUAUUAUCUAAUGGACCCCAGCGGGAAUGCAGACAGGUGGUGCAAGAAGAUCCAGGAAGUGUGGCGGAAGAUUUACCACAGGCACCAGAAUGCUGCCGUCUAGUGGCAUGAAAAGGAAGGGCCCACCUCUGCUCAUUUCCGUCUUGCCAGACCUCGUUUCCAGAUGAAGAAAGCAAGACUUCCACCACGAUGCCCUGGAUCACAAGCAUUUUAACAUCUGUUUAGGAAGGCUGGCUUCUGAAUUUCUUUUACUCCUUUUUUUUUUUUAAAUAAAAGAAACACACAAAAAAAGCAAACAUAAAUGAAAUUCAGGGUUGCUUUGCUUGUUCUAUGUGCUUUUGUUGCAGCUUCUCAUGCAUAUCGUCGCGUGCGAGUGAAGGUCUUGCUUUCCUGCACUUCUGCUACAGAAUAGAAAAGAUUCCACGUGUGUGUUUUUAACAGCUUGACAAAAAGAUCAAUACAUCAAUCCACAUGCACACACCUCCCAAACAACGUACAGCAGCAGCCCUGUGGUCACAGUGGCCUCUCCUUUUUUUAAUUUUAUCUGAACUGUGUUUGUCAGGAGCCUUUUUAAAAAUUCUUGCUAAUGCCAACGUAUUUUGUUUGCUUUUUUUUUUUUUUUUCCCCCCUUUGGGCAGGUGGGUGGAGCUUAUUCAAUAUCUGCUGCUUGCAGUUGCGUCCGUGACAGCCUUGCUUCAUUCUAAAUAUAGAACUGAUUGUAGUUUUACAGUGGUACUUAAAUAUAACAUUGAUCUCUGUGCUAAAGUGUGAGUUCUUGGCAGACUGACAUGUUACUGUAAAUGGAAUAUAUAUAUAUAUAUAUAUAUAUAUAUAUAUAUAUAUAUAUAUAUAUAUAUAUAUAUAUAUAUAUAUAUAUAUAUAUAUAUAUAAAUAAACAGGAAGUGGCAAAAUAGCUCUGAUCACAGUAACAGUGACACUUGCAAUGCAAUUGCCUGUAUAUACAACAGUACAUUUUGCACACAUUUUUUGAGAUUACCCCUUUCCUUUGUUAAAUUUUUUUUUGUAUGUCUUUAAAAUGACACUGGGAGAAUUGUAGUUCUCAAGUUGAGACCAAUAAGGAUAUGCCUUUUUUUUUUUUUUUUUUUUUUUUUUUUUUCUUCCUUCCUCGUUCUUGACCAUUAUUUUCUAAAUGACAAUUGGAGUAAAUCUGAUGGAAUUCAGAUAAUCAGCUGUGGCAUGUUCUUUAUCCACAAAACAACAUUGCAAUCAAUACAAACCUGUAUGGAUAGCACAGGCGUAACGUGUACUAAGUAUGCAAAAUUUAGCCAAACAGAUAAGCAAAGAAAGUAAUUGUCAUAAAUAGACUAAAACUAUAAUCGAAAAAACAUGUAUCGGUGGAACACAGUGCUGAAACCGGUUAAUAAAUAAAAUAUUUCAUUUCUUAUUUUCACAUUUCAUCCAGGAUUUACAUUCUAGUGCUUCUGUUAUUCUGUGAAUCAUCACAAACCCUGUUUUAGCCCACGCUCUUUAUUUUAAUCCUCAGCAGACAGUCUCCGGUUGUAAUGCUGUGUUCUUGCAGUUCAGUCGGUCUGCCGUGAAUUGCUGUGUGGCUUGUGUUUUAUAGAAGCAGCCGCAGAUUAUUAAGGAAUCCAUGUGUUUGGAUGUCGGCUGAAGCUAUGAAAUCCAAGCAGUAGAAAUUGCUGUAUCUAUCUUUUAAGAUUUAGCAAGUACAGGAAGAGUUUAAUUUUCUCUUGCUAUAGUACAGUUUGUUUUUUUGUUUUUGUUUUUUUUUUUAAUCAGGUUGGCAACAGUCGGUUACAAUGUGUAUUUAAUACUCUACCUGGUUUCGCAGCCGACUAGAACUGUGAUGUACAGACAACGUAUAAUUAAAAUCCGAAGCAAGUAAUGCAAUGAUAUUAGGAUACACACUUUGUAUUUUUAUUCUUGUAUAAGGUUAUUUGCUGGCUAUUUUUAGCCUCUAGUUCAUUCUGUGUUAUUUAAGUUCUAAUAUAUGAAUUAUUAUAUUUGGAUUGAAGUCAUGUUCAGGGGCCAUGUUGUGUAUGUAUUGAGAUGUAAAGCCUUUGAAUGUGAAUAAUUGUUGUAAACUAUGAUAUUUUACUUUUUUCCUCCUCUUGCGUUAUAUAAAUUUUCUAUUUGGUCAGUGAUUUAAUCAUAUUUCUCAUAAUUUAAUGAAUCUGUUCAUUCGCUUUCCGGUAUUUGUGCUUUUAGGUGUAGUUAUUGAAUGAUGAUUUUUCCACUUAAUGCUUAAUAGUCCUGUAAUAAAAGCAUGUAGGGGUCUAGGCAUACAAUAAUAA